UUGCUAUUAUGUCUGGUCAUGGGAAGCGUGUUGCUUGCCCAUAGUUGUUUAAUUUCUUAAUUUUUUUAUACGAGCCAAAUGACCAUCACCAACGGAACCCUAUCCUGUCUUAGACGAGUGCGAGGAAUACCAGAGACAGAACUGUACGAUUUCUAUGCCCAAUACAGUAAACAUCACAAUCACAUGUACAGCUCGACACUACUUCCCAAAUGUAGAUCUCUUCUUCCUUCAUGGAUCUCAGAAGUAUGGGACUAAAGAUACAAAGGAAUGGAUAAAUUCAGAUGGAACAAAGAGCAAAUCAAUCUCCACUGAAGCCAAACCCAGUAGUACACCUUAUACAUGUGUAGCCUUCAAUAUUCCUGGAUCUCAAGAUCAAAGAACUGCUACCGUCUAUGUAAUGAGUCCGAAUGCAAACACCACAUCGAGUUCAACAAUUCCGCCAAUUAACAUAUCUAUCGUCAAAAUUGUGGUGCCAAUUUUAGUUGUAGCCUGUUUUGCAGCUGUAAUUAUGGUUGUCGUGCACAGAAGAAAACGCAGAGAAAGGACAGGGAAUGCCGAAUGGUCGCAAAAUAACGGCGAUCAUGAGAUGUCGCUAUUAGUCCCUCAACAAUUACAACUAACAGGAAAGAUCUCUUUCUACGAACUUUGGUGUCUGGUUUCAUGGAAUCAUCUUUUGGAAGAAGCGGACGCAGUGAAGUUACUUGGAACAUUGAAUAUUGACAGUACAAAAGGUUUGUCAAAACAUCAAAUAUACAGCAAGCUGUGUACCUGGAAGGAUAUGAUUGAUUCUUCAAAUGAAGCUGAAAGCUUGGAAAACGCUCUUAAGAAUGCAUUCGACCCCGACAUGGAAAAAUACCAACGAAUCUGGAAACGUCUCUGUGAAAACAGAAAAGAUACUUCAAAAUUAAUGACUAAAGAAAAUUUUGAGCAUAUUUUUUGGCAUAUCAAUGAUCGCGGACGAGUGGAAGAUUUUUUGGCUGAGCUGAAUCCAGGUCACGUGUCAUCAUCGGUUUUUAGUGAUGAAGUGACAAUGGGAGUUGCCGUACAAUCUGCAGUAAAUGAUCUGAUGGAGUGGAGUAACGGACCAUUGAAAGCUAAUCCUUUUGUUUUACUAAGCUUAGCCCUGGAGAAAACAAAAUGUGGAUCUGUAGACAGGACCUUCUUCAUAAUACCUGAUAAACUCAUUGAACCAUUCUCACCAAAUCCUGUACGAGGUAUCACCGAGAAGCUGAUACGGAGACAUUGUAUGAGGCUGACCAAGGGGGACAUCAAAGUCUAUCAAAUCGAUGGUAUCGAGCAAGAUACCAACAUUUUUGAUAUAUUCACAAUGAUCAUGGACUGGAUAAAUGAACAGGAAUGCAGUAAUUACGAGAAGAGAUGUAGACUCGAUGAUGCAUUUAUCAGAAUUGGCCGGUAUGAUCUACAAGAUUCUUUUGGAACCAUCACUUAUCGACGCAAUGAAGGUACACUUCAAGAACAUCCCCAUCCAAAAGCAGAACAGUUUGAUCAUGGAAGUCUGUAUGAUGAUGAUAUAAUUCAAUUUAUGGAAUAUGUCAAGUAUCUUCCACUGAAGAAGAAAGAGGAGUUUUAUGACAGAAUUAAAUUUGAUUACAAUGAGGAUGGAUCCCAUGACAAGAGCUGUUUAGUGGAGAAACUGAAGGAAUUCAGAGACACCAUCUUGCAAAAUAGGACAGAGAACGAGGCACUUCAAGAAUUUACAUCUCUUCGGCAAGAAACUAUUAAGAACACAAUGUACAGUGACAAUUGUGUGACGGAUGAGGAGAUAGAGGAUAUUGACAAACUGGUUAUAGCGACAGCCACUGUUGAAGAAUUCCUCAAAAAGGUAGACAGAAUCGAAGUCGGGCGGGAACAGUCGUCUAUUAAUAAAGUGCUGAAAGACUGGAGACAUUUUGAAUAUUAUAUCAAAUUCACGGCAGAACUUCGCGAUAAGCUACGAAAGAUCCUCGGUGAACUUUGUUUUGAUGAAUGUAUCGUAGGCAAGACAGCUCAGAAAUCCGUCAAUCAAGUAGAAUUAGCUGACGUGGCUUUCAACUUAGUGAUGAAAGAUGUUCUUCCUCUGAUAAAAGAGCUGUCACUGAAACAACAGAAGGUCCAGGAGUACAUCGUGGUUAAACCGAAGCCGGUCGAAAAAGGGGGAAUCUUUUGUUUGGUUCUUCAGCUCAUGGAGAGGGAAUAUACUGGAAUCAUGGGAAUGGAACGGGAUCGAACUGAUUUCUGUAAAGCCCUGAAUGAUGCAGGUUUAAUUGAUGUCGCUCGUUCAGUAUGCCUAGAAUAUGAACUCAGCUUGACCGAAUUAAUCAACAUCGCGACAUACAUCGGGAAUGACAAAAUGGAUUGCUUUCUGAAACAUCUUGGGUUCAAGGAGGAAGAGUUGAAAGGAUGUCUUGAUGAAGAAGGAGAUAUAGACCGUGUUAAGACCAUGGUACUUUGGAAGCAUCAUAUCUAUCCUGUUCCUUAUCCUUACCGAAAUAAACUUGUUGCUGCUCUGAUGGCUGCUGAACAAGGAGAACUCGCAAAUGAAGUAUUAUCAGGUCGUCGUCAAAGCAAGAAACCAAAUCCAGUCGCUCUUCACAAUAUUUUCUGCAGAUUGAAUGAAGAAAUGAUUUCCAAGUUGGCUGGUCUUCUUCAGGUAGGUACACCUGGAAACCGUGACAUCAAGUAUACGAUAUCACUAUUGAUCAACUGGGUGACAGAAUGGAUGGACAAGUUUGAUCCAAAUGAUACCAGUUUCUUGUCAAAUCCUAUGAAAGAACGUAAGAAGGUGAAUGACAUGCUUUUCACAAACGGAUUCUACGAGCUUGCCAAGGAAAUCAUGUUAUUAGAGAGAUGCCAUCAACAUUCUUCUUUUCUUUUCUCUAAUUCUUAGUGAUGUCAAAGAUUGCAGACAGACUCCAAAAUCGAAAUGUAAAGUGGUCUACUCUUAAUCUACAGUCAGACGGACUACUUUCUGUUCACGAUGGCACCGUUCGCUUAUUAUGAGAAGACACAGCUUUUACCUUAAUAAUGAAUAAUAAGUAUGUCCAUUUAUAUAGCGCAGUCAUGCGCAUAUACUCAACUGCGCUUUGAUACUUGGCAUCAGUACCCUGGCAGUAGCUGAGCCGCCAUAUCAAUACGCGCUAAAACGUUAAAGGAAUGAAUCCUACCGGGUACCAAUUUACUUCACCUGGGUCGAGUGCAGCACAAUGUGGAUAAAUUUCUUGCCGAAGAAAAUUACGCCAUGGCUGGGAUUCGAACCCACGACCCACUGUAUCAAAGUCCGGAAACUAAUCCACUGGGCCACAACGCCCCUUGCUUAACAUGAGUAUGUUACAGAUGUAUACCAUACGUUUAUACAACUUUUCAAUCCUCAUGCAAAUGCAGAUGAUUAUAAUAAAAGAAAAUAUGGUAACUUCGAUACCGUUGAUAAUGAUGAUACCGCUGAUAAUGAUAAAAACUAUAAUGAUAAUAUAAAUUAUGAUACAGAAAAAAAUAUGACCAUGAUGAUGGUAAUAAAAUGACUGAGAGAAGAAAAAAUCCUGUGGUAUUUUUAUUAAAGAAACACAUUGACUUUUCUAAUCAGGAGAAGACAAUUGAAUACAUUACAAAAAUAUACGAUCAUGACGAUGGUCUUUGUAUUCGUUGAAUUGGGCGCCUUCGAUAGAUCCAUAAAUACUCCAAUUUUUUUUAGAGAAAGAAAUCAGAAUAGUGAAUGAUAAGAUUGCGUAAUCAGUUGAGUGAUUCUGUCUAAAAUCAUACAUUGAUUAAGAAUAUGCAGCUUAUUAGUAUCAAUAAGGUAUGAUCGUUUAUAAUAGUGCGUAUCAAUAAAAACUUUACACUUUUAAAAGCUCCAGGCAAUUGUAAAAAAAGUACAACGUGGAUGUUAUUUUUUACGAUUUAUUUUUUUCUGAUACAUUCUUGGGAUUCGAUCUCUUCCAUGAGAUGACAGUAUGAUUAUUGGCAAAAUAUUACGUUGAGUGAGCCUUGCCGACUUUUGUAAAGCUUGCAAGAGCAGUGAAAUGUUUAAUGUUGGGAAAAAUCAAUCAAGUGUCAAUAUUUCACAUUUGUGUUACAUGCCUAUAUGAUCGAAAUUAAAAAAAAAAAGAAUAAUGGUUGAAAAAAAAUCUCAGUGACCACAGACCACUACGAGUUUGCAAGACUGAAAUGUUAGAUAUUCACAUUAUUAAAAAAGCUUUAGACGGGCUUCAACAAUAAUAUAUUGUCCAUAUUUGUUUUCAUGAUUUCUAGAAGUUUUUGUCUGCGUUUCUAUCGAUUAAUCACCACAGUUGGUAAACAAAAAUCCAUACAAGAUCAGCCAUAAAAUGUGACAGUGCUAUGCAAUUAGAUUUAAAGUUGCAAAUAUAUAUUACUCGGUCUGCAUCUUUUCCCGAAAAUUUGCACCUUUCUCAUGUUUCUUGCUCAGUUGCAGCCUAUUUCUUAGUCGUUAGUGUGAAGUGCUUCCUUUAUGUCCGAUUUGGUGAUCCAGGACCCUUGAUUCGAUUCCGGGUGAAGGAUUUUAAUAUAUCGCCCUUUAUUCUUACCAUCUUUUAUGACAAAUACGUGAUAUAUUUUUUUAUCGUAAACCUGUAUUAGUGUGCAUCUGUGUUUUCUUUUUUAUGUAUGAACCUUUUGUAAACACAUAUUGGCUGCCGUAUGUGUAUUGUUAAAUAAAUUAUGGAUAUAAUAUUGCAAAUUAUUAUAUAUUUCUUUACGGAGAAAGAUUUUUUUAUCCAAGUAUUCGCAUUCAUGUAUUCCAUUCACAUUAUAUUUUGUCGGUUUCCCCCGAUAUAUCAAUGUAAUUAUUUACCCAAAAGUGAGACAAACUAUUUUCAUAAUCUUUGAUGUCUUCCGGCCAUAAUGAAUAGGGAUUGACAGACCAUCACCUGAUUCGUCCUCUUGACGAAUUGAAUUUCUGUAACUCAGUAUAGUGUUGUAGUUAUGGUAUUUAGUUGUUUAGGUUGAAAAAUUGUUAUCUG
Molecule: messenger RNA, 4973 nt
Organism: Lytechinus pictus (painted urchin)
Lineage: Eukaryota; Metazoa; Echinodermata; Echinoidea; Temnopleuroida; Toxopneustidae
Exons: 13
Coding region: 155-2887 (910 amino acids)
Cellular component (GO): plasma membrane
Source: RefSeq, a predicted model, not a curated record